Messenger RNA from Aspergillus japonicus CBS 114.51, 839 nucleotides. RefSeq lists its product as uncharacterized. The record is from RefSeq and is a predicted model, not a curated record. NCBI's taxonomy places the organism in Eukaryota, Fungi, Ascomycota, Eurotiomycetes, Eurotiales, Aspergillaceae. The transcript has a single exon. Bases 172 to 684 code for a protein of 170 amino acids.
CUCGUGCAAAGUCCCCAACUUGGGGGAGGGGAGGGGAGGAAAGGGCUCAGCUGGGUUUUGUGGCUUGCGGCCGCUAUGCUGGACCAUCUACCGUACCUACACUAACUUCCAUAGCUACUACUCACGGGCUCUCUUUUCCCCAGAGAGAGAGCGAGAGCAAGACCCGGUGGUAUGUACCGCCCACCACUGGUACCCGUUCUCCAGACCCGCCGGGUCCCAUCACCCUUCCCCCCAUUGUGUUGUCCAGCACUGUGCACCAUCCAGCCAGGGCUAGCUACCUUAGUAGUACUCUUCGGAUCGAAUACGAUCGGGAUUCUUCCCCUUCCUGGAAAGCCUGCCUGCAGGCUUUCACAUGAGUACGACUGGAUUACGCGGCGGUACUGGGGGGUAUGUAAUGCGCAAUCGAGGGCUGAGCCCCAGGCAGACGGGUUUCCCUGCUCGAUGAAUGGCUUUUUCUUCGGGGAUAUACCGGUGCUCGCAUUGGGACGGUGUGAGUUGCCACCGCAGUUCAGCUGUCUCGGUACGGAGCAAGCACGCGGUGGGUCGAAUGGCUGGCUCGGUGGCCCGGGGGAAUGGGAGAUCUGGACAUUGGACGAAGCAGGAAGCUCUUCUGACAGCAGCAGCAUUGGACGUGCUUCGAGCAUGAGUGGAGCCGGACGGGCCCUUUUGACUCUUAAAUCGUAGCGAGCUUGCAGCGUGCGCGAAUCACAAGGCAGGGCUUGUGUCUUAUGUCCUACAGUGUGGAGUGAUUUCUUGUCUCUCGGAUGAAGUAGUCCAUGGGGCUGCCACGAGCUGGACUAGCAAAAAUACAAGUACGUUGAAGGGUAGAGAGAUGCGAC